AAGAAAGAAGAAGAAGAAAGGGCGGAAGUUGACGUCACGACUGUUGUUUUUUUUUCCCGACAAAACGCCACGGUGAAAUCGCGAACAAAUAUAACAACAACGCGAAAAUGUUGAAAGAUUUGGUGAGGGAGCGCCUAAUCGCGGCCGCGGACGAAAUCUUCGAAAUGUUUGCGCAAACCAUCGCGUCGUACGAGGAGCAACUUUGUCGCGCGCGAGACGAGAGCGAGCGACACCGACGACGACUGCGAGAUGUUUGCGACACUCAAACGGUCAAGCACCGCCAAGACGUCCAGCAGCUGAUUGUUCAUCGAGAAGAACCCCCCCCGCAGUUGCAGUGCUGGAGCUCCGUUUUGGAGGAGCCGCAGCCCCCCCGCGCCGAAGAGGAGGAUCCACGGCCGCCCUACGCCGACCAGGACGAGUUACCGUCGUCCUUCGUCAAAGAGGAAGAGGAGGAGGCUGACGUCAGCGGGUUGCCGCUGACCGUCGUCUCCGUGAAGUGCGAAGACGACCCGCCCGAAACGUCGCCGCGGACGAGCGGAGGCCGCCGCGGCCGAGCGCCGACGGACGACCCCGCGGCGCCGCUGCCGCGCGCCGGCGACGUCAAAGAAAUUGGCGGGGCUGACGGCAAACUGACGAAAAGCUCCGAGAAGCGGAUGGCCAAAGAGCGCUUCAGCUGCUCGUUUUGCGGUAAAGGUUACGCUUAUCGCUGCAAGUUGGCUUUGCACAUGAAAGUGCACACGGGAGAGAAACCUUUCACUUGCUCCAUUUGCGCCAAACGCUUCACCCAAAAGGUCAACAUGCUGUCGCACAUGAGGACGCACACGGGGGAGAAACCGUUCAGUUGCUCGGUUUGCAGUAAAACCUUCGCUCACAAGCCAAAUAUGGUCGCCCAUGCCAAAACGCACACGGGAGAAAAACCCUUCGCUUGCUCCGUUUGCGGCAAAACCUUCUUUCAAAAGUCCAACAUGGUGACGCACAUGAAAACGCACUGCGGAGACCGGCCAUUUGCUUGCGCCGUCUGCGGCAAAAGUUAUUCUCAUCAGAACAAUUUGAGCAUUCACAUGAGGACGCACGACGAGGACAAAUCCUUCACGUGCUCCGUUUGCGGCAAGAGAUUCUCCCGGAAGAUCAACCUGCUGACGCACAAGAGAACGCACACGGGAGAGAAGCCGUUUUGCUGCGCUGUUUGCGGUAAGAAGUUCACCCAAAAGACGCACGUGGAAGCGCACAUGCGAACGCACACGGGAGAGAAACCUUUCACCUGCUCGCUGUGCGGCAAAAGUUACGCUUAUCAGAACAAUUUAGACGCGCACGUGCAGACACACAAGGAGGACAAAUCCUUCAACUGUUCCGUGUGCGACAAAGGUUUCUCUCGAAAGGUGUUCAUGGUCACGCACAUGCGCACGCACACGGGCGAGAAACCCUUCGCGUGCGCCGUUUGCGGCAAACGCUUCACUCAAAAGGUGCACAUGAUGUCGCACGCCAGAACGCACGCCGGCGGGAAGACGUCGGCUCGCUCGCUCUGCGGCCAUUUGCGCAACAAGAGAAGCGAGCGGCGAGUGUUCUCCUUCCCGUUCAGCGGCGCCUUGAGAUACGAGCGAGCCGACUUCCGAGCUGUCGUUCCGCUUCGACUUGCGAGCGCGCGACACGAGCGCCGUGUGGCGGGCGCUGAACUCGACUCGCGAGCGGCAGUUUGUCAGCCGGAACUCGGAACUAAGCCAGCCGGUGCUCAAAGUGCUCAAAUCCCCUCAAAAGACGAGACCAAAAUGUCCGAAAAGGAUUUUUUCCCAGCGCGAGAGGACAACGAAGGCUUUUCGUCCGCUCAAAUUGUCGAAGACGUCCAGCAGCUCAUUGGUCGGCGAGGACAAGUCCCGCCCCCUCACGUGAAGGAGGAAAAGGAGGAUGCCCACGUGAAGGACGAAGACGAGGAGGCCGACGUCAGCGAGCUGCCACUGACGGUCGUCUUGGUUGUGAAAGGCGAAGAUGACUCCCACGGAGCGCCCGGCUCGUCGCGGCUCGAUGACAUCGUCACACCUGCGCCAGACGAGUUGUUAGCGCCGCUGUCCGACGGCGACGCCACACGGCAAGCUCGCGACAAAGCGAAGAAGCGCCUCGAAAAGGGGCCGGCCGAGGACGGGCGUGGCCCCGCGGGCAAAGUGCGUUUCGCUUGCUCACUUUGCGGUGAAAGCUACGCGUACAAGUGCAACUUGACGCUCCACAUGAAAACACACACCGGGGAAAAACCCUUCAGUUGCUCCGUGUGCGGCCAAGGAUUCAUCCAGAAGGUGUCUUUGAUCGCUCACACGGCCACGCACACGGGAGAAAAACCCUUCGCCUGCUCCGUGUGCGGCAAAAGCUACUCCUAUAAGAACAAUUUGAACACGCAUGUGCGCACGCACACACAAAAACCUUUCAGCUGCUCAGUGUGUGGGAAAAGAUUCACACAAAAGGUCAACAUGGAAUCGCACGUGCGAAUACACACGGGGGAAAAACCUUUCGGUUGCACGUUUUGCACUAAACGCUUCACUCACAAGCCAAACUUGGUGGCGCACGUGAGGAUCCACACGGGAGAAAAACCUUUCACGUGCUCGCUCUGCGGCGAAGGCUUUGCCCAAAAGGUGGCUUUGAUGGCGCACACGCAAACUCACACGGGAGAAAAACCCUUCAUCUGUGCCGAUUGUGGUAAAACCUUCUACAAAAAUGCCAACUUGGUGUCGCACAUGAAAACACACACGGGUGAAAAACCUUUCACGUGCUCAGUGUGCGGCGAACGUUUUGCCCAGAAAGUCACGCUGGUUGCGCACACGCGGACGCACACGGGAGAAAAACCCUUCGGUUGCUCCUUUUGUGACAAAACCUUCUCUCAAAAGUCGCAUAUGGUGGCCCACGUGAGAAUCCACACGGGGGAAAAACCCUUCAGCUGUUCCAUCUGCGGCGAAGGCUUCGCUCAAAAGGUCUCGUUGAUCGGACACAAAAGAAUCCACACGGGAGAGAAACCCUUUACUUGUCCCGUUUGCGCGAAACGCUUUUCUUACAAGUGCAAUCUGACUGCGCACAUGCAAACGCACCAGGGAGAGUAAAAUCAAAUCAAGUCUGGUCAAUCACAGGUUUUCUGAAUCUCUUCUAGGAACAAUUUGCUGAAUGGGAAAAAAACACUGAGUCAGUCGUCACACUUUGGCAGGUGUGCCUGUAUUAUACUGCCCCCUGUUGGCCAGGGCACAUACACCAGAAAGCGUACAAUCAUGACGUUUGCCUUCGUUCUUACAAGCGUGGCCACAGAACUCGCAAGUCAGUGCACGACUAUUUCCGUUUUGAAUCGAGCUAAAGCGGUACCGGAUCGUAAUCCUGCAUUGUGUGCCGUUCCUCCGUCUUGCUGUAUUUUAGUGAGUGAGUCCAGAUUUUUUGGCAAUGACUGCAUACGUUGUAUCAGUUCACGAACAACAAAGCAAAAAAAAAAAAAAAAAAAAAGACAUUGUGUCUUUGUGGAUCUCGACAAAGCCUAUGACAGAGUACCCAGAGAGGAACUGCAUGCGGAAGUCCGGAGUGGCAGUGAAGUAUGUUUGAAUAAUACAGGACAUGAAAUGAGCUCAUCAGAGGGACGGCCCAAAGGAAAAGAUUGUUUUCACCCUUAAUUUACUGUACUCUAUGCUUUCUAAUGAGUGUACUUGUUUUUGUAUACAUGUUGGAAAUAAAAAUAAAGCAAAAUGACGCGGUGGGAUUGGGCCACGUCACGUGA
Phyllopteryx taeniolatus (common seadragon) is the source of this 3736-nucleotide messenger RNA. RefSeq names its product zinc finger protein 615-like. The record is from RefSeq and is a predicted model, not a curated record. Bases 108 to 3080 code for a protein of 990 amino acids. The transcript is spliced from 5 exons. NCBI's taxonomy places the organism in Eukaryota, Metazoa, Chordata, Actinopteri, Syngnathiformes, Syngnathidae.